Schizosaccharomyces octosporus yFS286 is the source of this 890-nucleotide messenger RNA. Its product is annotated as SM22/transgelin-like actin modulating protein Stg1. The transcript has a single exon. NCBI's taxonomy places the organism in Eukaryota, Fungi, Ascomycota, Schizosaccharomycetes, Schizosaccharomycetales, Schizosaccharomycetaceae. The coding region runs from base 306 to 830 and encodes 174 amino acids. The record is from RefSeq and is a predicted model, not a curated record. Gene Ontology annotation, molecular function: protein binding.
UAGAAUUUAUGAUUGGAAUGGAAUCUUUUGUUUCAUGAAUGUUUGAAUGCUGUGCUUUACGAAUGCGCAGGAUAUUUCGUUGGAAAGGGUUUUUGCUCACAUAUGAUAAACUUGGGUUUCACAUACCAAAAAGAAAAGAGUCUUCGUGACACAUAGAAAAGGGAUUGUCAGUAAAUAAAACAGAAUAUCAAAAAAAUAAUAAAAAAACAAAUCUUUACAAGACAAAAGAUUGGAACGUGGAAAGCGAUUGCGAACAGACUUGCGACGAAACGACGAAAACAAAAACGCAUAAAGAAAUAUCGGAAAUGUCGAAAGAAUUAGAACAGGAAGCUCGUGCAUGGAUUGAGCAAACGUUAAACAUUACGUUGAAUGCAAAGGAAGAGCUAUUAGAAGAAUUACGGUCAGGAGUGUUGCUAUGUCAAAUUUGCAAGCAAGUACUAGGGGGAAACAUUCGUUAUAAAGAAUCCAAUAUGCCAUUUGUUCAAAUGGAAAACAUUUCAACGUUUAUAAACUUUGCUCAGCAAGUGGUUGGAGUGCCAUCGCAAGAUAUGUUUCAAACAGCAGAUCUGUUUGAACGUCGAAACGAUGAACAAGUGUUACGGGCGAUUCAUUCGUUUUCUCGAUAUGCGGCAAAGAAGUAUCCAAACAAAGUACAUGGAUUAGGACCAAAGCUGGCAGACAAGAAACCUCGUACAUUUUCACCGCAGCAGCAACGAGUUCUGCGAGAAGGAACGCAUAGUCUUCAGUAUGGAAGUUAUGAUGGACCUACUCAGGGAAGUGAAAAGAUUACAUUUUCUUCUAGAAGAGAUCCUACGGGAAACAUUUACUAAAGCAUGAAUGUAGAAUAGAGAUUAUGAAGAGUAAUGAAAUGGUAUUAAAGAAAAGCAACA